Molecule: messenger RNA, 1394 nt
Organism: Episyrphus balteatus (marmalade hoverfly)
Lineage: Eukaryota; Metazoa; Arthropoda; Insecta; Diptera; Syrphidae
Product: serendipity locus protein delta-like
Exons: 1
Coding region: 135-1259 (374 amino acids)
Cellular component (GO): nucleus
Source: RefSeq, a predicted model, not a curated record
UCUGAACGCGACCAAUUUAAACGUCAAAAUUAAAAUUAUAAAAAAAAUGUAAUCAACUUUAUUUUGUUUUCGAUAAAAUUAUUAUAAUUUUCUAACUACCAAAAAAAUUCGCAUACAAAAAUUGUUAACUAAAAAUGUUAAAGUGCAUUCUAUGCUCCCAUCAAAUAAACUCAAAUUUGGGUUACUACAAUAUUGGUGAUACCAUCAUUCAGUACUCCAAAAAAACAAUCAAAAGCAUCCUCAUGCAUUUGUCCAAAUGCAUACAAACAGAUCACUGUUUUGAAGAUAGUUCUUGCAUUUGUAAUCCCUGCUAUGAUAAAGUAGUAGAAUACGAUCAAAUAAUGAUUCGACUCCUCAAUUGCCAAAAAGAAUUAUCCAAAAUGCUUGAAAAUUCUUUAAAAGUCUUGGAUGAAACUCAAGACAAUCAAAACGAUUAUGAAGAACUUGAGGAAGAUCAAAAUAUAAAAGAAGAAAAUCAAAAUAUAAAAACUGAAGAAUCUGAUAGCAAUAAUUCGUUUAAUAAUGAUACUAACGAUAAUCAAAAUGAUUCCGAUCCAGAAUCAUCCAUAUCCGAACGUUUAACACAUUCUUUUGAUUGCACAAUUUGUGACAAAAGUUUAAAAAGCAAAACAUCACUCAAGAAUCAUCUUGAGUCCCAUGCUACGGCUGUUAAAUGUAAAAUAUGUGGAGCAUUGCGCAAAGACGAGGAAUACCUCGAACUGCACAUGAAUGUCCACGAAGGCAAAACUGAAAAUGAUUGCCGUUAUUGCCCUAAACGAUAUUCCCGCCGUGCCAAUGUAAUUCGUCACAUGCAUUUGCAUUGGGAUAAAAAGAAAUUCCAAUGUGAAAAAUGUGGUUUGCGAUUUUCACAAGCUAACAUUCUUUAUAAUCACAAAUUGGUGCAUGACGCUGAAGAACAACCUUUAAUAUGCAAUGUAUGUCAGCAAAGUUUUAAAUCAAAGAAAACAUUUAGGCAUCAUAUGAUUACGCAUCGAGAAGAUCGACCAAUGCAUACUUGUGAAGUUUGUGGCAAGAGGUUCACGGAAAGGUACACUCUUAAAAUGCAUUUAAAAACACAUAUGAAUUGCGAUGAUGGUGUGGAAGUAGAACCUCCGAAGAAAGUAGUUGCUCCACCAAAACAGUUUCCGUGUAUAAUAUGUUCGAAAGUUCUGGGAACGUUGGAGAGCCUUGAAAGUCAUAGAGCUAAAGUACAUGAUGUUAUUUCUUCGGAUAGUUUUUUUCAUAAUAAUUUUUGUUAAAUAAUUUUAAAAUUUUUCAUUAAUCUUGUUAUCAAUUAGUUUUGUAUUUCUGAUAAUAUGUACAUUUGUGUGAAUAAAAAAAUAACCAUAAAUUGACUCAAUAGAAAAACGGCUUAGAUUGAUUUCAUUGACAUU